This is a messenger RNA of Magnusiomyces paraingens, 378 nucleotides long. RefSeq lists its product as uncharacterized. Bases 1 to 378 code for a protein of 125 amino acids. NCBI's taxonomy places the organism in Eukaryota, Fungi, Ascomycota, Dipodascomycetes, Dipodascales, Dipodascaceae. The record is from RefSeq and is a predicted model, not a curated record. The transcript has a single exon.
AUGGACAAUAAUAUCAAAUUAGAAUACCCAUUCUUUAUGACUGAUGAAGAGCUUGAGAAAGCAAUUGAAUGUCUUUUACCAUUUGCUGAAAUGAAUAAUGAUUCCUUUUUACAAUACCUUAUUUCACAAGAAACUAGUAACCCUUCUUUUUGUGAAUAUACAACGGACGACAUUUUGAAAGAAAUCAAUGCCACUAUUAAAGAAGAAUUUGGAACAGAAGAUAUCAUUAUUUACCCAAAUGAAACUACAACAAUACCUAUACUCUCUCCUUUAGAUGAUUACAACUAUAGUAACGAUAAUGACAACUUAUCUUUAACUGAAAUAACAAAGGAUCUUGAAAGUUUGCUGAAUGAGAUAAAGAUACCAGACGAUACCUAA